AUGGUGCAAUUGUUCUACUACGAGACCUUGGGUAGGCGUUGUGAUAAGCUGAUACAAAUCAACGGAAGGGAGAUGCCACUUGAACUCUACGCCUUUGAGAGUGUUCCUGCUACAAAUGUCUGCAAUCGAUGGGAGCUCAGAUUUCCUUGGUUCACCUACCGAUACUGUUCCGUUGUCAAAAUAUGUGGAUCUAACCGGCGAUACGUAACGCGAGCCAGAGCAAUGUGCACUAAACACGAUGGAGCCCUCUUCGUGACGGGAAAGUUCAAAAAUGACGAGGAAGGGCGCGCAGGUAAACCCCAUUUUUGCAUCUUCCUGACAAGUAAUGUUACGCAGUCAGAUUUUCAUGCUGGCUAUAUCCUCACUGGAACUCUUCAACGUGGGGACCGACGGAAGAAUGACUGGGAAACCACGCACUUUGCUAUGGUUCGCCGGAAAGGUUACUAA
Molecule: messenger RNA, 447 nt
Organism: Rodentolepis nana
Lineage: Eukaryota; Metazoa; Platyhelminthes; Cestoda; Cyclophyllidea; Hymenolepididae
Source: the annotation of a GenBank genome assembly